AUGGCGGCAGCAUCAGUUGCGAUGCGGCGUUUCGAGCCCAACUUUUCCGCACAAAAUCAACAAAUGCCGGACUGGACCGACAAAGAACUCAGCACCGGGACAACCAUCAUGGCAGUGGAGUACGACGGCGGCGUGGUCAUCGGUGCAGAUUCUCGUACCACCACUGGAGCUUACAUCGCCAACAGAGUGACAGACAAACUGACGCCCAUCCACGAGCGCAUCUUCUGCUGCAGAUCGGGAUCGGCCGCCGACACUCAGGCCAUCGCCGACGUGGUCACCUACCAGCUGGGUUUUCACAGCAUUGAACUGGACGAGCCCCCGUUAGUGGAGACGGCCGCAAAUCUGUUCCGGGCUAGCUGCUACCGCUACCGAGAGGAGCUGACCGCCGGGAUCAUCGUGGCGGGUUGGGACCGCAGGAAGGGCGGACAGGUGUACUGCGUUCCCGUCGGCGGAAUGCUGGCGAGACAGCCCGUGUCGGUCGGCGGCAGCGGCAGCACUUACAUUUACGGCUUCAUGGACUCCAACUACAAAGCGGGGCUGAACCGGGAACAGUGUUUGGAGCUGACGGCCGCAGCGUUGUCGCUGGCCAUGGAACGAGACGGCUCCAGCGGCGGCGUGGUCCGAUUGGCCAGCAUUUCCGAGGAGGGCGUGGAGAGGCGUGUUAUCCUGGGAAACCAGCUUCCCAAGUUUUCCACACACUGA
Molecule: messenger RNA, 702 nt
Organism: Nerophis lumbriciformis (worm pipefish)
Lineage: Eukaryota; Metazoa; Chordata; Actinopteri; Syngnathiformes; Syngnathidae
Source: RefSeq, a predicted model, not a curated record